Thamnophis elegans (Western terrestrial garter snake) is the source of this 3151-nucleotide messenger RNA. RefSeq names its product KIAA0753 ortholog. Gene Ontology annotation, cellular component: centriolar satellite. Gene Ontology annotation, biological process: protein localization to centrosome; centriole replication. The record is from RefSeq and is a predicted model, not a curated record. The coding region runs from base 235 to 2766 and encodes 843 amino acids. Lineage: Eukaryota; Metazoa; Chordata; Lepidosauria; Squamata; Natricidae. The transcript has 17 exons.
UCAGGAUUAGAUUUGAAGGCAUUGCGAACUUCUCCGGCAGCUAAUUGGCCAUUAUCGCUACCCGUUGUCCUCGAACCUGUUUCAAGGCGUCCUUGCAAGCGCCGGUUGCCAAGGAAGCAGGAAGAAGGCGGGAACGGCUCAGCCUGUAGAGGACCCCCGCUAUGGUUCUGUAGGCUUCUUCCGGUAAUUCGCCAGUAACUUCAUAAACAACAGGAGCUUGAGCUUCUGAAAAUUAUGAUGGAGCUGCGAAAAGCAACUACAACCACUAUUCCUUUGGCAUCCCACCCACAAAUGGCCAAAAGUGAUACAAAGUCCCCACAAAUACAGCUGCAGUUCAGCCGGAAUGCUCCCGCGUUGCCUGAAAACCUGUCAAUCCACUACACCAAUCCCUGUCCAAUUGUCAUAGAAAAGUUGAAACACUCAGCAACUCAACAGAAUCAAGGUGCUGGUGAUGAUCUGAGGGGCUCUGUUGAAUUCUCCAUUGUAUCUGAAGAGAAGCUCAACCUGGCUGUUCAGAUGGCCAGAAGGGAUGUGAAAAGAAAGCACCUGCAAGAGCAAAUGAAGCAGCAUCUCACCAAGAUGAAUAAGUGUCCUGUGGGAUUUAGUUGGGGAAAGGACUUAGGGAACGCUGCGGUGUUGAAAGCAUCUAAGUCCCACCUGAAAUAUGAACACCAGCUUAAUAACCCUUCUAAGAUGGAGAGGAACAGCACUGGGGCAAAAGUCCUCCUUUAUGAUCCAAGUCAUGUGAACUCAGAACCCGUUUUGUCUGAUUCUCCACCAACACGUGAUCCAGGACCUGGGCCCAAAAAGGAGGAAGACAAAUGUGCCAUAGAAAUCAGAAGGCUACAAAAAGAGCUUCAGACUUACAUUCAGAAAAUUGAAUUGCUAGCAACAAAAGAGAGGAGUGAAAUAUGUCUGGAUCCUGAGGAAGAACGCCGGGUCCAUAUUCGGAGGCAGGAACAAGCUGUGCGCUCUGCCCGAGUGCUCUAUGUGCUCCAGCAACAGGUAAAACAAAUUCAAGAAGAUCUCGAGAAGCUGAGCCCCCUUAAAGUUAAACAUACAAAGAAGUCACACGCUAUGGCCAAGCUGGCAGCAGCUCACAGAGGUGCCAUCCGAGCUCUGCAGAUGUUUGUCACUCAUUUUGCUGACCAGUCAGAGCAGCAGUCUGCCUCUGCGCAUUGUAAAGAGCUGGGCAAUCUCAUCAGGCAGCUCUCUCUCUGCUCUGCUCGCCUCGAGAUGGACUCAUCCAUUCCUGAUAUCAUCAUAGAUCUGCUGCUACAAAUUGAGGACUUGGACUCUGUGUUGUCCAAAAAUGAAUCCCCCAAGAAAGGGCAAGAAUGGCUCUCUGCCUCACAAGUUUAUGCGCCAAAAAGUGCCAACAGAUUGCCCAAAAAACAAAAGAAACCUUGUGCGUUGGACCGAAAAAAGUCUUCAGUGGCUCGGAAACUUCUUCCCGAUGAAUAUCCAGAAUCUGCAGACCUGUUCCAACAUAAGACAAUCAAUCACUGCAGCACAAGAGCCCAGGAAGACGCACUCCCUGUUGAGCGAGGGGCAGUUGCACGGUGCAAGGGUGAGGCCGUAAGGAGAUCAGGACCCUUGAAAGCAGGUUCUGGUUCAGAACAGAAAGCAGGGACUCUGAAGAAGAGAGGAGGCUUGUUUUCCCUCAGACCUCAGGGUAGCUGUCGACCUCCCAAAACAAAAACAGUGCAGCCUGUAGCCAAACAAGCCCGCUUUCUAGAUCCCACCGUUGCAUUCCGGCUUAAGGAGAGCAAACCACCUGUCCGAGAUAAUAGGACCCCAUGGAUGCCUCCCAGUGUCAAGUCUCCCCUCCACUCUGCUCUGCGGCACCUGGAGAAAAAUCCUGAAAAUCCUGAGCCAUCUCUGGAGAUAGAGACAAAGGAAAAAGAAACACCUGAGAAAGAAGUGCUCAGAGACAAAGGGGCUUCCCCAACAGAGGAGGUGGAGCAAGCUGACCCUGAGGGCCUGGAGCUUCUUUUGGAAAAAGCGCAGGAGCUCAAGGCAGCACAAACAGUCCUUCCAUUACAGGGCAAUGACGACGCUCAAAUAAGGAAGUUUGAAAAUUUUGCCUUUCUUUAUGAGGAUGCAACAAGCUUACCAGGUAUUCGUUUGGAGGAUUGCCAUCUGGAACAGUGCAAGAAGAUGGAACAUGAGGCUCUUUCUGCACUCAGCAUCUCUGACCUAGAGACAAUGAUGAAGAGGAUGGAGGAAAUAGAGCACUAUCAAGAAACUAUACGCAGACGAUAUAACCAGAUUGCUUAUGCCGAUGUUGAUUUCUGGGUCCAGCAGAACAAAGAGGAAGAGUCUGUAGUGAGAGACCAACAACCUGCCGUUGUUCAUCCCAUCCAGAUAACAAAACUAGAUAAUCACAAAGAGCCACAAAUAGCAAUAGUAUUAGAAAAACCCUUGGAUGCCAGCACUAUUGAUGAAGAGCUGUCAGAGCCCAGGAGUGGGACUCUGCAGUCUUUUACACAUCACAUCCCCCCUGAGAAAGAGUCUGGCACUUUCCUCUCAGUACCGAAACAAGUUCUCCAAAGCCUCUUUGAUUAUGAUGCCCGAUACCGGCAGCACCUAAAGAGCAUUUUCCUCGAAGAGGUGGGGCAGUUUAACCCUUGGAACAUUGCAGAGAGCCUGGCAGAGGAGCUGACAGAGGAAAUGUUGACAGAUGUAGCAGCUGAGCUCCAUGGCUUCUGUGAAGACUAUGCAGAAGCUGUCUUCACUUCAGAGUUUUUAAAGGUGGCUGAGUAAACCAGGGCCUUCAGUGAAUACUGUUCGGCGGAAAGAUUGAACCUGACAAAGACCAGUUCUCAGGAAUGAAAUUUGACAAUUCAUGUAUUACUUUCUAUGUUCCUUCGUGGGAAGGCUGGUACUGGUGGAAUAAAUAAAUAAUAUUGGGAGAAUUCUGAUCCUUGAAAGCCUGGGGAAAAAUACCCCUCACUGUUCCUUUAAAGAGAUGUUACGCAUUCCAAAGCACCUUUCCCCAAUCAUUUUCAAAGCACGCACAGCCUUAUUGUCCAUUUCAUGAUUCAUUUGGGCUGAGCAUUUGACAAAUUAUUCCCCUCCAAAGUUCUUUCUAUGUCUUAUAGAAAGGAUCACUAGUUUCUUGGCUGAAUUCUUACAGUGGCAGCCAUCU